Messenger RNA from Blepharisma stoltei, 216 nucleotides. The record is from the annotation of a GenBank genome assembly. NCBI's taxonomy places the organism in Eukaryota, Ciliophora, Heterotrichea, Heterotrichida, Blepharismidae.
AUGGUUAAUUUUUCAAGCUAUCUGUACGAGAGUGAUGGAAAUCUAAUUAAAUGAGAAAUUGUCGGAAAUUGUAGAAAUCAGUGCAAAAAUUAUCCUAUGAAUAUUUCUUCAAUUAUUUAUAGAGAAAAAUAUUAUUUUUUGAAUUGUGUUGGGAUUUUUGCAUUUAACUUGAAGAAAAAUAAAAUAAAAAUGAUUCAAACUAAAUAUAAAGCUUAA